GUCACUGUAGCAGUCACACAAUUACUCCAUUUAGGAAGAAAUGCAUUUGGGGCACCGAAAAAAACAGCUCCUGCAUUGAUAAUUUAAAUGCGCUUCGAACGCGCGUGUCGGCCGCUCUUAAUUGGAAAAGUUUCUCAUUUUUAAUUAAAACAUUUUACUCAAUGCAAAAUGCAGCCAAAUAUUCAACCACAGCAACAACAACAAAAGCAGGCAACAAUGGGUAAAGUUCCAACAGAGCAGGAGCAGGGCACGGAACGGAACGGAACCGGUAAUGUGCUGGACAAUUUGAAUGAGUUUUUCAUUGCUCAUACGCCCUGUGUUAUGUUAAUUAUGGAAUACAGCUGCAGCACGCCCAUCAUCGCUCACUGGCAGUAGGAUCACAGCACAUCACAAAUACACCCAGUAGAACACUCAAUUUGUUUUGCCAUCGCAUAGCUCUUCGCUGCCAUGUGGGUACGUGGUAUGUGGCCGCAAUUCGGAUUCCACUAGCAGCUUAUGCGAUUUAGCCGACAAGACAAAUAGUUCCAUGUAAUUUGCUUGUAUGUCAAACGACUCGCAUAUGUCAAGUGUCAAAUGGUCUCCAUUUUUCUUAUUUUGCCCACCCCCAGCCCCCCUUCUCUUUCUCCGCUUUCCAAUCGACAGUGUCGACAUGUGCGAGGAGCUGGCAAAGUUUUUCUAGCAAUAAAUUAAUAUUACAAUGACAAUUUCGCCCGCAUUCGUAUUCGCAGCAGAACGAACAUAUUUCAUGCUUCGCUUCCAUUUCCAAUUCUAGUUCCGAUUCUGUUUUUCUUUUCUGCUUGUUUUUUUAUGCUUGCUGCAUGUGUUGCCAUUUUCCACUUUCCCCACUCUUCCAUGUUCGAUUUCCUCCUGAUCGACACGCGAUCACCUUCUCGUGUCCUUCUGGCUAAAAAAAAAUCUUGGCUUAAAGGUGUAAAUGCCAAACAGAAAGAAAAAACAAGAGUCUUGGCGGCUGGCUGGCUCUCCAUCCGGCUAGCCGGAUGUCUGGCCUUUCUGUCUUUCUGUAUUAACACUGAAAGGGGAAGUAGCAGCAGCAGUCCAGACACAUCGACCUAUGGCCGACUGGGCAAAGAAAAUAUUGUUCUUUCCAGCCCUACAGUCCUUGCGCCCCUGGCCCUGUCUCUGCCACAGCCCCAGCCCCAUGGUCAUGGCUAAUGCCAAAAUGUCAAAGCUUAAAGUCCCGGCCUGAGCUCUGGCGCUGCCUCUGACUCUGUCUCUUACACUGACUUUGGUAAUUCUGCCGUAUUUUAAUCAGUCAAGCCAACAGCCGUCAGAAGAAGUAAUUAGGUGAGUACGGGGGCGAGGCUCUGGCUAGUAGUUGCUAAUUGAAUGAAUUUACCUCAACUUUACUUGAUUUAUUAAUUCGGCCAUCCCUAAAGCUCCCCCCUCGCACCACAGCCGGUGCUGCCCGAAUCGAUUCCAAUUCCGACUCAGAAGUCCUUUCGAUUGCGGUCCUUGGCUCAGUGAUAGCCACAGAAAGUUUUGCGUCAGCUUUUAUUUACGCAAACCGAAACAUAUUAAAAAUUUACGGCUCGUUUACUGCGAUUUGUUCAAUUAAGUCGAUUCGUUUCCUGCCCCAGUACCAGUUACAGGUUCGUCUCCAUCUCCAACUCCUGCCCCUAUCCAACCUAAGGCUAUCCUCUGUUCACCAUCAAAGUUGGAUGGCAACUUGAGUUUGCUCCGUCUGCUUCUCUUGGCUGCCAAUUUUAAUUUUCUUCAAGUUUAUUUGCCGCUCUCCUGUGAUUGCUUCAGCCCUUUCAAUCCGCUUUCUCCAAGGCUGUCGAGCUCCUCCUCCUCCUGCUCCUUUUUUUAAUUUUUUAUUGAAUUGGCUCUUGUUACUGCUUAGACUUUGGAUUGAAAUUAAACGAGCGUGGUUUAUGGCCGCAGUCGCAGUUUCCGUCGCCGUCUCCGGUAAGGAGUGAAAUUUAAUCAAGUUAUGCAGCAGUGUGGCAAGCAGUGGGGCAGGCAGUGAGGGGAAUGGGAUUGCGAGGGCUGGCAGCAGGCAACAAAGAAAACAAGUCUCAAGUGGAUGGCUAUUGUUUAAUCCAGGCAAAACUUUGCCAACUCAAAACUUAAUUAAAAAAGAAAAAAAACAACUCAGGCCCAUUGAUGCAAGCAACCCCGCCCCCGACCCUUCUAGGCACGAUCCAUAAUUACCAUUAGUGGAGUACAUACAUUGUGUAGUCUUGUGUGCCGUGUUGGAGUAUUUAGGAAGCCAAAGUGGGAGCUGCCUUUGGCACCUCUUUGAUCCCUCGUUGGAUAUUGGCCCACUGGUCAAAGCUAAUGAAAGCCGCGACCGCGAAAUUGCGCGUAACUUGGCAUAAUAUUUACCAAUAUGGUUAAUUGCGUAUACGCCGUGUGUACAAACGCUGGCUGCACGCAGCCAUCUGGAGUGCACUCGAAACUCCAGACACUGCAGAGCUGGAAACUCCAACAUCCGACCUGUGACUCUGACACCGCACACUGACCGCAAAUAUGCAAACAGAAUACAACAGGCGAAGGACGAGAAUGAGGACGAGUAUAGCCAGGAGGCAAGGUGGAGGCACAUCAACAUAAUAAUUGUAAUAAUACAAAUGCCGACACUUGCGGACAACAACUGCAACAAUGCACACUCCGCACAGACGUAGCCGUGUUUGUAUCCGUGUCCGUGUCCAUGGCAAUAUGCCAAAUUGUGUGCAGCACCACAACGACAUCAUCUUCAUCACCAUCAUCAUUUUCAUCAUCAUGGAGAACCAGACGCCAACCGAAGAACAAGAGCAAGAACAAGACAUCACCGGGUUAAUAAUGCUGUUGCGUUGCCCCUCAAAUGAAUUUGCAUAAACUUCGGGCCCUGGACACAUGAAGGGGAUGAGGAAAGGGACGAGGUACCCAGUCGAGUCGCAAAUUGAAAGAUGCCGUGCUGCCAAAACAAAAAACCAGAGCACGGCAGUGCCAUCAGGUGAGCUCUCCCUUCUCCGGCUGCCGCUCCGACUACAAGGCAAGACUAUAAGGGUUAAGAAAUAGGUUUAGGGGCUGCCACGAAGACAGGAUGACUUUAUUUGCAAUAUGGAAAUAUUUUUCAUUACCGUGUCUCUGGGCACAACCCCAUCGCCGUGCCUCCCUUCCUUCCUCCCUUGCGUCAAACGGCGUCAGUCAAGAUGCCAAACUCUGGCUGUCUGUCUAUCCGAAAGAUGCUCAUAGUACGAGUACCGAGUAUCUCUGCAUCUGCAUUGCUGGUGGUAUAUUCCGGGCUUGUUCUGGCACAUUUUAUGACAAUAUUUUUGAUAUUCCCUGCUAGUCAUGUGACAGACACAUACCGAAAAGCCACUUAUAUGUCAAUUUUGCAGGCAGACUAAAGCGAUGUGAGGCCAACACGGUUCGGUGCUUUAACGUUGUUCAGACAACCGCCAGAUUUUAAUGAAGUUCAAGCUUAGAGGAUACAGUGCCUGUCGAUCCUUCAGAUCCUUCAGUGAGAAGCCACUGGCCAUAUGGCCACAUUGAUAUAGGAUAACUUGCACUUGAUGCCACUCGACGUGGCUCGCAUGUUUGCUCUGGCCUCACGCAACGAUGACGGAGCCAUCUCUUGGCAGCACUACUAUUGGCACUGUCAAAUGGGGAUGUGGGUCGAGAGUGUGUGUAUGUGAGUAUGGCAGAGAGAGAGAGAGAGAGAGAGAGUGAAAGUUGACGCUUGUGGGAAUCGAUUUGAUAAAGUCAUCCAGCAGUCAUCUGCUGCCAUUCAUUCCACUUACCACUGCAUACGCUUUUAAAAGCCAGAUAUAUAUGUACAUAUUUAUAUGUAUGUGCGGAAUUAGCGCUAAUCCGGAUGUUUACUCGAGCAUCGGAUUCCAGAUUGUGUUUAUGGCACAGGCUCAAAUUUAAUUACCGUCGCCGAGGAGGUGCUUCUCUAGCGACUUUUAAUGUUUUCCAUGCAAAUACGAAUGGUGUUGGCUAUAAGCACUCCGGUCUGCUCCAUUCCAUUCCUUAUGCCAAUUUCCGGGCAUGGACAACAAUUACGCGCAUUAUCCUUUAGACUGGAUUUGAGCGCGGACUCGGACCAGGACACGGAUCCGGACGAUAACAAGCAUUUGCUUAAACAAGCAUAAAUGGGAGAUGCUAAGAGGACAGCAGGGAUAAAAAACGGAAAACCCGAAGUAGCAAUGCUCUACAGGAAUCCAAAACUGUUUGGCUGCCCAUCCAGGAGCUGGAUAUCCCAUAUCAAACAUCCAAUCCUGCCUGUCCCGCCUUAAGACCAAGAAUCUGGACUCCUAGAAAGGGUGCAGAUAGUGCUUUGCUCUGCAAUUUUAAUUUGGCUAAGUAGCAGCCAGUGACAGAAAGCGGGCCCAAGUUGGCGAAUACCUUGUUACCCAUUCUGGCCGUGGAUCGACCCAAGGAUAUCCCAAAGGAUGGGUUGCUACCUUGCAACCCUGCAGAGUCUGAAAAAACGCUAAUUUAAUUUUAACUUUCUGCAGCCUUUUGCCGGACUUCCUCCCCCCUAUCCCAGCUCCGGGUGUGUCUCAGGCGCUGUGUUUGAUUUUGUUGUCAGCGACUUUGGCACACUUUCGCAUCGCAUCAGAGAGCUCAGGCGGGAGAAGGAAAUUUAGCGCUGAGACAGAGCCAGAAAUGGAGCCAACGCAUAAAAGAAGACCCGAAAGAGUAAAAGUAAAAUAUUUGUCAUGCCAGGGAAGUUGCAAGUGAGCAGCGCUGAUUGUGGCACUAAAAUGAAACGAGUUCUUGUGCGGCGAUAAGAUUUCACCCUGCCUGCCCCAAUGUAAUCGGCCCUGAAGUUUUCCAUUGCUUUAGACCCAGGUCCAGAUCCGCACCCCACUUCCCUCCACUCUCUGGCCUCUCUAUCUAAUGUUGUUGGCAAACUUUUGUGACUGGCUUUGAAGCAGUUGGCACCUUGGUUCUCUGUUAUUUACGCUGCCACGCCUGGGCCCGACAAUCAACGGCAAUUUGCCUCAGCUCCCCAGGACACGGGACCCCAAAACCCAGCACACAACGUUGACCGAAUCCGCAUUCGAAUUCUUAUUCACAAAGCAUCCAAUAAGCAUAACAGAUGUCAUCAGGAGUGGGUUUCGUCGUUUCGUGCCGCUGGCUCUCACCUCUAGUGAGGGUGCGGGGCGAGAGGGUGGAGGAGGAGGAGAGUACGGGGAUAGCGUCUGGGAACGGGGGUUGAUGGAGGUGCGUUACCAACAAAUCGUCGCCAGAUGCCGGCGACAAUAAAACGUUUUACAAUGUAACCAAGGCGAGAAGAACACGCUGCUAUCGCCGAAGAGCAAGGAGCACGGUGACUCCUUUCUCUCUCUCUCUGCUUGUGCCACCACCCAUGUGGCAGUAACGUGCAACAAAGUUGAUAAUUGUUUAUGGCGACGCCUUCGAUUGGACUUUUAUGUCUGCCAAUACUGAGUAAGGGUGAUGACCUACAAGUCCAUUCCAGCAAUCAUUCACACAAUGAUUGAGUGCCCGUAGAAUCCGUAUAAUCAUAGCCCUGUUCAUAUAAAUUACCCCGGCGAUAGCAGUCUCAGAUAAGCUCUCUCGAACAAAGACCGAGAUCCAUUGUAGCACACCCAUCGAUCGGGGCAUUGGCUUGACGAUGAAACUUGCCUCUAUCUGCCGGGUGCCCAUCCACGUCAGGGGUAUCCUAUCCUACCAUCCUGCCUGGCUUCAUUAUAUUGAAAUUUUAACAUCGUUAUUUUGCAUAAUUUGCGUUUCGCUUGAAUGCAGCCACGCCACGCCACCUUGAAGUAUUUGUAUAACUACCAAGACGUUGAGGCUGAUGUGAGACCAGAGUGGGAUACGAGUGGAAUAGGAUACUGAGGGAGUUGUGCGUGACGGUUGUCAACGCUACCUGGGCACAUGCGAAACGUGAACUUUGUGGCAUCAAGUUAAUGAUUUGCACUUGUUGGAGCCCCUGCUCUCACAUUCUUAGCAAGCAAAGUAAUGAAGUUGAUUUAUUGUAUUACAAUCCGACUCCGGUUUCUUUGUACCUUCAUCCUUCGUUCCUACGUUCCUUGCCUUACCGUUUUCCAUUGUUUGAGAGCAUUGAACUCUUCCCAAUUGAACGAUAUAAAUAGAUAUAAAUCCGUUGUGGUUUUCACGCCCGGAGAAGAUCUGAGAACUGCGCAUCUGUCUAGUUCCGUUAGAGCGCAGCACUUCCUUUGCGGCUAUAAAUAAAAAAAACCCGUCGCAUCCACAAUACAACCCCAACCCCAACACCGAUUCCGUCUGCGACUGCGACUCCGAUUCUAGAGCGGCAGACACGCGUCUGCGUUCGUCAGCUGAUGGAGCUAUAUAUAGAAAAUAGUGCCAGGGCCAGGCAGCCACCCAAAAGAGGAAGAGCCCAAUCGAACGGAGAAAGGGCUUCCAUUCAGUGUAUCGACGUGCGCGAUGGAGUGCAGAGCUAUUCCCAUUCUUCCGAACUACGCCCAAGCCUGUGGGGAUGUUUAUAUAUCGCCACUUCCACGCAAGAGAUCUUUGUGCCACACACUGUUCGCCUAUAGGACUCUGAACGAUCCCGUCAUCAUUUUGAUCACCUUGGCCGUAGUCGUUGGCUCCUUCUGUCUGCUGAGCGGCUUCAUUCUGCUCUGCGUCGUCUCCAAAGCCUGGCAGGACGAGACCUCCGAGGCUAUAUUGCUAAUGGCCGUUCAUUUUCAGUUCGAGUCGAUGCCUUGCCGAAAGAUGCCGCACUUGCAGCGCCUUAACCCGACCUGGGCCAGGCAUUCCAUACACAUAGCAAGAAGCCUCUGGCGCCGCUGUACCCAACUGUCGAGGAGUCCAAAGUUCCAGCGCUACGUGCGAUUUCUACAGUCAAACCUGUGCCCCGUCUAGUCCGUGCUGCAGCUGCAUUGCUGGAGUGGAGUUUGAAAGAAGAUCGGGACUCUUUCAGCGGAUGACAGCAUCGGCAGCAAACUUUCUGCGAUUCUUCCACCAAAAAUGCGCAGCAUUCGCAGUAAUUGUGGCUGCUUUGAGAAUCGACGCACGUAGGAGGGGUUGAUGGAUGCCAAAAUUUAGCACACACUGCGCAUUAUUUAUACACCAUUAUACCCCAAAGAAAUGGCCAAC
Drosophila pseudoobscura is the source of this 7059-nucleotide messenger RNA. RefSeq lists its product as uncharacterized. The coding region runs from base 6385 to 6825 and encodes 146 amino acids. Lineage: Eukaryota; Metazoa; Arthropoda; Insecta; Diptera; Drosophilidae. The transcript has 4 exons. The record is from RefSeq and is a predicted model, not a curated record.